Grosmannia clavigera kw1407 is the source of this 4605-nucleotide messenger RNA. Its product is annotated as meiotic regulator-interacting. Lineage: Eukaryota; Fungi; Ascomycota; Sordariomycetes; Ophiostomatales; Ophiostomataceae. Bases 1 to 4605 code for a protein of 1534 amino acids. Gene Ontology annotation, biological process: TOR signaling; cellular response to amino acid stimulus; regulation of autophagy. Gene Ontology annotation, molecular function: protein-macromolecule adaptor activity; protein binding. Gene Ontology annotation, cellular component: cytoplasm; TORC1 complex. The record is from RefSeq and is a predicted model, not a curated record. The transcript has 3 exons.
AUGACGGCGCUCACAGCGCAGCAGAACAGCAGCAAUCGACCGUCGCCGCUUGACGGCCGCCUCUCUUCGUCUCCCCACAACGUGCCGCACUUCAGGUCGGCCUCUGUCGCACACCCAGCUGCCCGAGGCAGCUCCGGGGCGUCAAUGCCUUCCAAAACCGAGACGACCCGCGCGGUGUCGUCGGGCGUGGUGAACCCUCUGGGUGCCCACCGAGUUGUCAUUACGCAGACAACAACGACGGGCGAGCCAGGCGGCAGCGCUCGUCUUGCUACGUCUAGUCCUGCCGCCCAGUCGUCAGCUGCUCUGGGCGCCAAGAUGCCGGCCUCGUCCGACCGUCUUGCUCCUGUCGGUGGCGAUACCGAGUCCGAUCGAGACUUUGCCGACCGGCAGCAGCAGCUGCGGGAACGAGAGCGGAAUCACCGCCGUGUGGGCAGCAAAACGGGCGGAUCCCGGCCUGCCGCUGCCCGGCCGUCGCUCAUGCGGUCUAAAAGUGACGUCGCCCGGCCCGUGGAAAACAGCCCAGAGCUGCCUGAUACCCUAGACGGAGAAGUCAGCCGCUGGGGGGCCCGCCACGGCUUUGAGGACCACUACCAGUCGGAGGACAUCAUCUCGCAUUUGGCCAGUAACUGGUACAUGUACUUUACCGACAAGCGGCACGAGUCGAACGGAAGGCCACACGAGCCGACGUUUGAGCUGCAGGACUGGCGUAUGCGCGACAGACUUAAGACCGUCUCGGCGGCGAUUGCAGUCUGCCUUAACAUUGGCGUGGAACCGCCAGACCAGCUGCGGACAAAUCCCGGAGCCAAGUUGGAGGCAUGGCAGGACCCAACGGUGCCUCCUGUGCAAAAGGCGCUCGAGAACAUCGGCAAGGCCCUCCAGAGCCAGUACGAGACUCUUGCGAUCCGCACACGCUACAAGCAGUACCUAGACCCCUCGGUGGAAGAGACUAAGAAGUUUUGCAUCUCGCUGCGGCGCAGCGCCAAGGACGAGCGCGUAUUGCUGCAUUACAACGGUCACGGUGUGCCGAAGCCUACGGCGUCUGGUGAGAUCUGGGUCUUUAAUAAGAACUACACUCAGUACAUACCCGUUUCGCUGUACGACCUGCAACAGUGGCUGCAGGCACCGACCAUCUUUGUCUGGGACUGCUCGGAGGCCGGCAACAUCCUGAGCAACUACCACCGCUUUGUGGAGAAGCACGAACAAGAAGAACAGGAUGCCGCAAAGGCCGACCCAAAUUACGAGAAGACAAACUACCGGCCGUACAUCCAUCUUGCGGCUUGUGCUGUGAAGGAGAACCUGCCGACUAAUCCGCUCAUUCCAGCGGACAUCUUCAGCUCCUGUCUCACGACACCAAUCGAGAUGGCGCUCUGGUUCUUUGUGCAGCAGAAUCCGCUCAAGACAAGCUUGACCCCAGAGCGCGCCAAGAAGUUACCCGGACGCCUGCAGGAACGGCGUACGCCUCUUGGUGAGCUUAACUGGAUCUUCACCGCCAUCACCGACACCAUUGCCUGGACGACUCUGCCACGCCAUUUGUUCCGGAAGUUCUUCCGACAGGACCUCAUGGUGGCGGCGCUCUUCCGGAACUUCCUUCUUGCACAGCGGAUCAUGUCCGUGUACAACUGCCACCCCCAGUCGUACCCAGAGCUUCCGGACACGCGUCAGCACCCGCUGUGGGCCAGCUGGGAUCUGGCGGUUGAUCAGGCUCUCGGCCAGCUCCCCAUGCUCGAGAGACGGGAAACGGACAAUAUCGAAUACGAAUACCAGAACUCGACCUUCUUCACCGACCAGCUGACGGCGUUUGAGGUGUACUUGACACGAGGCGACGCGAUGCUGCAAAGGCCCCCGGACCAGCUCCCCGUCGUACUGCAGGUGCUGCUUAGUCAACAACACCGUGUGCGUGCCCUCAUUCUCCUUGGGCGCUUCCUCGAUCUGGGCCCCUGGGCCGUACAGCUCGCUCUCAGCAUUGGGAUCUUUCCCUAUGUGUUGAAGCUUCUCCAGUCUGCUGCGUCUGAGCUGAAGCCGGUGAUGGUGUUCAUUUGGACGCGUGUGCUAGCCGUUGACAUUUCCUGCCAGCAGGACCUCAUUAAGGACAGUGGGUACAACUACUUCGCAUCCAUCCUCAAGCCGUCGGAGGGCCUCCCUGUGGUCAACACGGACGAACACAAGGCCAUGUGCGCGUUCAUUCUGGCCAUGCUUUGCAAGGGCUACAAGCCGGGUCAGACAGUGUGCAACCAGACGGACAUCAUGACGUUUUGCCUGAUCCAUCUGCGAAACGAGGAAAACCCGCUUCUGCGGCAGUGGUCAUGCCUCUGCAUCAGCCAGUUGUGGCAGGAUCUUCCGGAGGCGAAAUGGCGCGGCAUCCGAGAGAAUGCUCCCUUGAAGCUCUCGUACCUGGCAAAAGACAGUAUCUGCGAGGUUCGCACGGCCAUGCUCCAUGCUAUGACGACACUGCUGGGCAUACCGGAGCUGACCGACGAGGUGGCCCGUGUUGAGGAGUCGAUAGCCUGGACGGUGCUUGAUCUGACCAACGACGGCAGUCCGCUUGUGCGCAAAGAGCUGCUGGUGUUCAUGUCCCACUUCCUGCUGCGGUACGAGAGCAGGUUUCUGGUUGCCGCAUACGAGCAUCUGCAGGAAGAGAAAGAACACCUUACUUUCCCGCCCGAAAACACAUCUUCGGGCUACAAGACGGGACUCCACCAUGUCGGUCCGGAGAACCGCAACCGUGACGGCACGGCAAAGGAGCGCGCUCACGGGCUGUCACAGAGCACGAUUUUCGCGACCUACUGGAAGCACAUCCUGAUCCUCUCUGUCGAUCCCCAUCCCGAAGUGCAGUCGCACGCUAUGACCAUUAUCGACUAUGCCCAAGAGAUGCUGCUUCACUCGGUCGUUGGCGCCUACGCACAGACCCUCAUGGAUGAGAUCGAAAGAAAACACCGACGUCUAUCGAGGUCAGGUCCCCGGAACAGCUCAACCCUUAUGGCAAGUGUUUCGGACCUCGGCAGCAAUAGCCUCAGCGGCAGCACAAACUGUAUCGGGAGUGGCGCCGGUAACGGAGCUGGUCCGCUCGGCAACGGAAACACGAACGGCAACAUGUCGCCUCAGCCGUCGCCAGGCCUUCUGCGGCGGACGGUCAGCACGCUUUUCUCGCCCUUUUUUGGCAGCGACGGGCCGGGUGCCGGCCAAGCAUCGGCUGGCAUGCCGACAGGACCGUCCGGACUUGAGGCACCAAUGUCGCCGGGGCUGCUGCGAUCGUCUUCGACGUUUCAGCGAGGUUCUGGCAGAACACGUGGGCUAUUCGGGCCCGAUCGUGCUUCUGCGCCGCCGGAAGACAGCGAGCGGGAAACAACAAUGUCUGCGUACAACGUGGCCAAAGAGCCGGUGUCGCCUGGUUUUGAGCAGCGAGCGGCAACGGACGUGCCUUGUUUGCCGCUGGUAAGCACGUUCUUGGAAUGGUCGACAGAGUACUUCCGCGAGCCACAGAUGCGAGCGAUGGAAGCCGAGGAGCCGGGCAGCACAGAGUACAACGAGCGGCUGUGGCGGCGAUCGCGAAACGAGGGGAUCCUGCGGGAAACACAGCCACAGAAGCCGUUUGCGGGAUCCCACAAGUGGAACAACCAGCUGGGAAUCAUCAACAACGGGUCGCAGCCGUCACGGAUGACGUUCCAUCAGUUUGAGGACCACCUGGCAGUGGCGGACGAUGGAAACACGAUUCAGAUCUGGGACUACAAGCGACAGGGUCGACUGAGCCGAUUUUCCAAUGGCAACCCGCCGGGAUCGCGAAUCAGCGACAUGAAGUUCAUCAACGAGGACGACCAGGCGUUCCUGAUGGCGGGAUCGUCAGACGGCGUGCUGCGGGUGUACCGACGCUACGACAGUGACAAGCAGGUGGAGCUGGCAACGGCAUGGCGGGCGCUGACGGACAUGGUGCCGAGCAACGUGCACGCGGGCAUGGUCUUUGACUGGCAGCAGGUGACGGGCAACGUGCUGGUGGCAGGCGACGUGCGGGUGAUCCGGGUGUGGAACGCAGGCCACGAGUCGUGCGUGACGGACAUCCCGGCACGAUCGGGAUCGUGCGUGACGUCGCUGACGAGCGACCAGAUGACGGGCAACAUGUUUGUGGCCGGAUUUGGCGACGGAGCGGUGCGGGUGUUUGACACGCGGCUGCGACCUCAGGAGGCGAUGGUGCGCAAGUGGAAAGACGACGCAGACCGGGUUUGGAUCAAGAGCGUGCACAUGCAGCGUGGCGGCCAGCGGGAGCUACUGUCGGCAGCACGCGACGGCAAGGUGAAGCUGUGGGACAUUCGUAGCGACCAUCCGCUGCGAGUGAUGCAGACGACGGGACAGACAUUGCGGACAGCCAGCACGCAUGAGCAUCUGCCGGUAUUUGCGAUAGGCACAUCGUCUCGGGAGGUCAAGGUGUACAACUUUGACGGACGAGAACUGUCCCGGCUGGAGCCAUAUUCGGGCUUUCUGCAGAGCCGCAGCACGCCCAUCUCGGCGACGGCAUUCCACCCUCACCAGGUGACGCUGGCAUGUGCUGCACGGGGCGACUACCACAUCAAUCUUUUCAGCUGCUCGCAGGAGCGGGCCGUUGCAGCGGAGUGA